AUGGUACGGUUUCGACCAAAACCACCCCCAACCGGUGUCAUUCCUGCCACUACCAUCCUCAGAGGUAUGACUCGUCGCCCUAGAGGCCGACCCGCGCGGGUUCCCAAUUCUCCAUCCCCUCAGCCAUCAGCAGACCUUGGAGACCCGCUUGCACCCGUCACAUCACAAUCAGGCAUCGCUCCAUCAUCCAUUCCAGCUGUCUCAUCCCAAGAGUCUGCACCCCUUCACUCCUCCAGCCCUGACGUCAAGCCUCAAUCAAACGUGGGUGAUGCACCAGAUCCCUCACCCGGCUCUCCCAAACAUAUAGCACCACGCAAACGCACUCUCUCAUCCCCCAGCAAUCCUUCCAUCAAGUCAAGAAGGACACAAACAACCAGCUCCCCGCAGUCUGCCGACCAUAGUGGCUAUCAUUCGUGGAUGGCACGCUUUCACGAUACGCCAGACAUUCGACUGGCGGGAGAUAUGUCCGGAUACUGGCCACUUGAUGACCCAGACGGUAUCUUCCAAACCUUACAACCCCUUAGGGAAGUAGUACCAACUGCCCGGGUUCAGAUCAGUACUCGCUUUCUCCGAACCUCCAAGUGGGAUUUGGACGUCGAUCAGGGAUAUAUCUUGGCCGAUUCUUCGAACAACUGCCUCUACCGAGGAGCCACACUGGAGUGGACGGACGGACCUGGUUUGUGGCCAAAUGACAUACGCGCUCGUCGUGUAGAAGUGACGAUCAAUGAGCAGGAUUUCCGAGCACACCCCAGUCGACUCAUCUGGCGUGUUGGCUUCUCUUGCACACACGAGAUGUUUGAAUUUGCCAAGGCGGCCUCACAACGACGAUCCAAUCGAAUCGAUCUGCAUGCUCAAGAAGAUAAGGAGGAACCAGAUACCCAAGUCCCCGGUGAUAUGACCGAUCCGUUCUUCAAUGACGAGCUGGAUGACGACAACGAUUUUGGUGAAGAAGAUGAUGGGCCUGGCGAUGAAGAAGACGAUCCGGAUGGUGAUGGAGAAGAGGAGGAAGAGGGUGAUGACUCUCUUGGUGAUCAUCCUGUUACUAAGAAAGAGGGCAAGAUCAAAAAGCCUCGUAGGCGUCGCUCUUGUCGGACGUUCCUCGUAGUUGAAAUGACUGCCAAACAAUGCCGGCAAGGGGUGUGCACUGUGAUAAAGAAGUCUGAGGAAUAUCAUCCUCCGGUCUCCAACCUCUCUGACCUCCGUGUAUCGCCAUACAUCCGGCGUAUUCUCCAUGAAGCCUCCAUGGGCUUCGGUAUGACAACGGCUCGACUUCAGGAAUGGUAUUCUCGAUCCAUCAUGUCUACGGACUCACACGUCAGAUGGAUCAAGACAAAUUGUCCUCAUCGUGGGGCUCGCUUGAAGGACUUCAAGCAAGCUUUGGAAACAGCCGCAUCUGUUAUCAAAAUACAUUCAAGUCCUCUAGCUGGUGUAGCCAUACUUGGGAAAAGACACCCAGAAUGUUUCAUUGCCUCAGAAUUUCCCCCAAUCCUAGACGACAAGACAGUCAAGAAGCUUCCCAAAGAUUCGCGUUUUCAAUGUGUCAUUGCUCCUCCUGCUGCCCGAGUCACCGCAAUCCUACAGGUGUACCAAAAAGGAUUAUACAUGGACUCUUCGUGGCGGAACAAGAAUGCGUUCCGAUGCCCUUUGACACUCCUGGUCACCUUGAACCAGUACCAUAGGAUGGUACCCCUGGCUGCUAUGGUUUCCAAUCAUGCGGACCAGGCAGCUUAUGAGUUUCUUUUAUCGAACUUCAAUCGAGCCGUUCGUGAGACCGCACUGGAAAUCCUCAAUGGUACAUACACCGUGGACCACCUGGGCGUAUCCGAAGAAGAUUUACGAGAGGCAUGUCAAGCGGUAGUUGAAGAUGGUCUCAUUCCACGAUUCACUAUGACGGAUGGAGAUGAGGCCGAGCGCGCGGCAAUCAAUGCCAUCUACCCUGGAAUAGCCGUUCGAGUUUGCCAAUUCCACAUGAUGCAGGCAUGUCGCUCUAAGAUUCGAAGAAUUUUUGGAAGAGACCCCAGGGUCAAUGAAAUCACUUCAGCAAUUCUCAAUGCAGUACGACGGUGUCAGAGAUGCGAUGAUGAGGAGCUUUGGCCCCAGUAUUUUGGAAAUUUAGAGGACGAAGUAAACACUUUAGCUGAAGACGAAGGCGAGGCCUGGGAAGUGCUGAGGGAAUACCUUGAACGGGUAUGGUUCAGCCCUCGGUGGAUCCGUCAUACAGUCGAUUACGCCAUGCCCUCUCAUAUCACCAGAGAUGGGCCUUGGUCCACCAACAACUAUUCGGAAGCAGCGUUUCGGACAUUCGAUCGGGUGUUUUUAGGUUGCCGUUCCAAUAGAAGACUCGACCGACUUAUUGCCAUUCUCAUAUGCGCAUACUUCCCCUUUUACGAAAAUACACCUCCAGAACAACCCCGUGCGGAUCCCAAAUUACAGCGCCUCUUGUUUGCAGCUAUGCACGUUUGGGAGAUAGAUGGCAUACGACCCUGCCCGGUGGAUCGUGUUCCAGAAGACGAACGUGAUCAGUUUGGAGGUACUGUCUAUUGUGUGCUUUCCGCUCGUCGAAAUCUAGAUCCUGGCUCAGCCAGCUUUUGUGGAAGGAAAGCGCGGAGUGACAGGGAGGCCUGCACUUGUCAGUACCCGUCUCUCACCGGUAAACGCUGCAGUCAUCUGUGGGCAAUGAGCCUCUACGAGCUCUGUGGACCGAUCACGGAAUUCGAAGAGAAUUCCGCUGUGGUGCAAGACUUCCUACGUGAUGGAUAUGAUCUACUGGAUCUCCAAGAACCUGUUCGGGUUGAUGAAGACCCUUACUACAAUGAUCGUCAGGAAUUUGAAGAGUAUUGGGGUCAGAACGUGGCUGAACUAUCAAAUCUGUCAACAAUUUCACUUCAAACCGAUGAUCCCCAGCUUGAAACAGAUGAUCCUCAGCCGUCUGUAACCGACCUCCCAAUGACUAAUCAUGAAAGUGAAUUCAUAACCCAAGCUAUGUACGCACCCUCACCCCCAGUGUCUAGAAGGGAGAUUACCCCUAUAGGACGCCGAUAUCAGGCUGGAUCACUUCGUACCCGCCAUGAUGAGAACACAAUUCACAUCGGGAAUGACGAUAUACAUUUUGUCCGUCCAGAGCAAUCACAUCUGAAUGGUUCAACACAUGUUCUUGGUGGACAACAAUCGACAUAUCAGUGGUUUCCAGAGCUUCACAGUGUUGUAUCCGAAGCACAUUACUCCUCUGAAAGUCACCAUCUCCAUUCGGGUACCGUCAAUAGCGAUCAACAAGCCACCAAAAGUACCGAAUGGCCAACCGAAUGGAUGUCAGUACCUGAACAGCCGCCUACGGCUCCCGAAUGGCCAAACGAAUCGAUGUCAGUACCUGAACAGCCGCCUACGGCUCCCGAAUGGCCAAACGAAUCGAUGUUAGUACCUGAACAGCCGCCUACGGCUCCCGAAUGGCCAACCGAAUCGAUGUUAGUACCUGAACAGCCGCCUACGGCUCCCGAAUGGACCAAUGCCUUUGCCGAACAGAGUCUGGAAGCUGCCGAACGACCAGAAACAUUGCUCCCAAUGCCGGACCAAGUUGUGGUAUCUCCCGAAUGGACUCACAAUUUACCACCUGUCCCCGACUGGAUGGGUGCGUCGAUGGUAGGCGCCGAGGCAUCAUUUAGACAUCCUGGAUGGAUGAACACUGAAUCACCAGUACCCAAUCAAGCGGUCUCGUGGAGUUUGCCAGGCAUGACACCAAAUCCAACGCAUGCUUCAGCAGUCAUUUCCUCACAACUACCGACAGCCAACAUGUCAUACAAACUGCCCAUGGAGCCAAACGUUCAGUAUCAGCAUGUUGGGUACCUACCAACACCCAUAGGGGUCCUACCUCAGUGGGACAUCGAUGGGAACAUCUCCCAAGAGAACAUUCAGCCACCAAUAAUUCCAGCUCCAAUGAUCCCAGUUCCAAUCGUUCCCCCACCAGCUGCUCGUCCACCUUCAGCUCGUCCACCACCGACUCAUCCACCGUCAGCUCGUCCACCUUCAGCUCGUCCACCACCAACUCAUCCACCGUCAGCUCGUCCACCUUCAGCUCGUCCACCACCAACUCAUCCACCACCGAAUCGUCCACCUUCAGCUCGUCCACCACCAACUCAUCCACCACCGAAUCGUCCACCGUCAGCUCAUCCACCUCCGACUCAUCCACCUUCAGCUCGUCCACCUUCAGCUCGUCCACCUUCAGCUCGUCCACCUCCGAAUCGUCCACCUUCAGCUCGUCCACCACCGACCCAUCCACCACCCACUCGUCCACCGAGCACUACACCUUCAAAUCCCUUGUCAGGCCCAAAAGUUCAAAAUUCCUCCACCCUAAACUCAGAACAUAGCCUUCAGACAGCUCAUAAUAGGCCUGGUCGUCUGACACACAUACAACCAAUGAACCCUCAUCGCCAAACCUCCAAUGCAUUGGUUACCCACACGGACCAUCAAGGACAUGGACAACCCGCGAGCAGCGGUGUGAGUGGUGUGACCAACACUGGAAACGAUUGCUAUGCCCUGGCACUGUUUCAAGUGCUCGUACACAUUGUACCUUUUCGUGACCUCCUGAUUGGUCCCAAGAGGCUGCAGCAACAUUCAAGGAGUGCGGAUGAAGUUUUGGAUUUGUUGAGACGCUUUGCCUCAGAGAGAGACAAGUCAACCGCAGUCCCUGCCUCAUAUCCUACAAUGAAGAAGAUUUUAUUCCAGCAUAAAUUGGUUGACAGUGCAGUGACACAGCAAGAUCCCCAGGAAUUGUUUGACAGGUUGGUGAAGCAUUUGGACCGACUGGCUCCUCUUCAGUCGGCGUCUCAAAUAUUCAACAUCGCAGUGGUCAGCCGUGUAUUGUGCCCGGCUUGUUCAUUCGCUUUCGUGGACAUGGCUGAUACUGGGAUCUAUCCAGCAUUGUUCCUCCGCCCGGGUCACUCAACAUCCGCCGAGAUGCACGGACGGGAGGUUUUGGACAUGGUUGAACAAAGCCUCAUUGACUCAACUUCAUUGAAGACACAUCGAUGUAAAGAAUGUGGACACAAGUUCCAUGCCAAAGGGAAGGCCAGUAUCCCUCAGAUUGGACAGCUAGUCUGCUUAAACAUCAUCUGGAACACCUCGUCACAUAGUGCUGGGUCGGAAACUGCCAGUGCUCGCAUCAAGCGCAAUGUUGAAUUCCACAUUCCAAGGCGAUCACCUCUGUCUGCAUUCAUUGAAGCUGAAGGAGAGGGUCCUGAAUUUGAGCUGAGAGGGAUAGUGUGUCGGAUUGGGGAAAGCGUGCAAAACGGUCAUUAUAUCGCAAUCGUGCCAUCCAACAGUGAAGAAUUUUGGUGGGUGAUUGAUGAUGCCACAGUCACAACAUGCCCUUCACCUAAAGUAGCAGCGUUUAGCCAAGGCCGGUAUCCGACACUGCUUAUCUACGAAAACAUAGGAAUUCCAGAACCCAAGACAUUUCCGGCACACGUCCAGUAUACUACGCAGACGCCCUACAUCCAGCCCAUGCUAUACACGGCACUGCCAACGAAGGAUACCCAUUCUGUGUCGAAAACUUCCGCGCCCGCCCAGUCAGUCAAUCACUUUGGUGAAGAAUCCAUGGAUUCUCCACACCUAUCAGAUCGACUUGGACAUCCGAAUCCUGUCGACGGUGUUACACGAUCAGCUCAUGGAGGAAAGCAAGUCAGCGGGACCACGUCUACACAACGAAUCACGGCCCCUGGUCCACACUCAAAUGCACAAAAAAUCACUUGGUACCAGAAGCCUGAACGCGACUCUGGUCACACCAACAAUGCUGCUGUUGUAUCAGCGGUCCUUGACAGAUAUCAGAAAGUCCAGUGGGUGAUUCCAGAUGCGAACGCUGUCAGACAAAAUAUGAUCUCAAUGUCAUCGGGAUCGCCCUCUUCCACAUAUACAUUCCCGCUGUCUAGGAAGUUCUUCGCCAUUCUCCGCAGGCGAUUAGCCGAAAAUCGUGACCGUCCGGGGUUACGUGCGGGGGUAAUAUGUAGCUCAAACCGAUCAGCUGUAAUAAGUGAAAAGAUAUUUGAAGAUGUGCACAAGUUGACUAAGUGGUGGAGUAGUUUUUACAUAGACACAAUAUGUGUUAUUACGAUUGACGUGUUAAAACGUCUUCUAAGGCAGGAAACAUGGCCUGUCACCCACACUCCAAGCUUAAUUAGCUGGCAGGAAAAUAAAGAUGGUGAACGAUGGUCACCAAAAUUACAAUGGAAUGACAAAUCACAGCUUCCGUGGCCGGCACUGGGGGGAGAUUCAACUUGGCGUCAUCGCACGAGUGUCAGUGUGGUAUAUGACCAUCCUGAGCUCAAACGUAAAUGGACCACUCUCUUGAAUGAUCGAUUGAAGUACGAGCUAGAGCAAGGAUGGGUUGAGGAAAGUGCCAAUGAAAAUUGGUUGUUUGCGCCGAAUACGGAGGCCCUUCGCCAAGGACUACAUUGGAUCAACCAACAAGAUACUUACAGCUGCGGUCCACUGGCUACUGCGGCUGCCAUGAUGGUGGCCCAAGGGAUCCGCCCUUGUCGAGAAAAUCUUGGUCUGGAAAAGGAUCUAUAUUUAAAGGAGCACGCAACGUUACUGCGGGAUUCGAUUCUGAUGGUAUUCCUCAAUGAGCAUCUGAGGUGGGCAGUAGCCACAUGGGCGGAAUUUGAGGUGUCACCAUGGAUUUGUGACCCAAUUGUAAUGGAGGAGAUGAAAAAUUGGAAUGAGGCUUUCCAGAAGCGAGGUAGUAGAUAUAUGAUAGCAUAUCGGUGA
Tremella mesenterica DSM 1558 is the source of this 6759-nucleotide messenger RNA. RefSeq lists its product as uncharacterized. The transcript has 14 exons. NCBI's taxonomy places the organism in Eukaryota, Fungi, Basidiomycota, Tremellomycetes, Tremellales, Tremellaceae. Gene Ontology annotation, molecular function: cysteine-type deubiquitinase activity. Bases 1 to 6759 code for a protein of 2252 amino acids. Gene Ontology annotation, biological process: protein deubiquitination. The record is from RefSeq and is a predicted model, not a curated record.